Molecule: messenger RNA, 2738 nt
Organism: Medicago truncatula (barrel medic)
Lineage: Eukaryota; Viridiplantae; Streptophyta; Magnoliopsida; Fabales; Fabaceae
Product: probable xyloglucan glycosyltransferase 5
Exons: 5
Coding region: 249-2348 (699 amino acids)
Cellular component (GO): Golgi apparatus
Molecular function (GO): glycosyltransferase activity
Source: RefSeq, a predicted model, not a curated record
CUCUACUCAAAGCUAUAUACAAAGAAACCAAUAAAAGAACCUCACACACACUCUCACACUCACACAUACACACAUUAGUGCUUCUCUCUAUAGUAUUCCCUACCUUGCUACAUUCUAGGGAGAAAGAAAAAAAAAUGGCUUUUACUUCUUCACUCAAAACAACCCUAAGGAUCUGACACUCUUCAAUGUUCAUCAAUUCUUCCACCCCUUUUCAGUAUUAAUCUUUUUCAACUCUUUUCUUUCACAAAAUGUCUCCAAGUUUUGAUUUUUCCAACUGGGGUUGGGUUAAAAAUUCUUCAAAUUCAACUUCAACUUCAAAGAAAGGUGGUAACCCUGUUGUUGUUACUAUGGGAAAUCCAAAUUACUCAGUGCUUCAAAUAAAUGGUCCUGAUUCAGCAUUUCAACCAGUUGAGAAAGAUAGAACCAGAAAUGCUAAACAAUUCACAUGGGUUUUACUUCUCAAAGCUCAUAAAGCUAUUGGUUUCAUUGCUUGGUUUGGAAAUUGUGUUUGUUCAUUGUUAAGUUCUGUUAAAAAAAGAGUAUUUUUUGAUGCUGUGGAAAGUGAAAAUGAGAGUGAUAAAUCUAUGAAAGCAAAGUUGCUUUUUAGAGUGAUUGCUACAUUUUUGGUUAUGGCUUUAGCAUUUCUUUUGUUUGAACUUGUUGCUCAUUUCAAAGGGUUGUACUAUUUUCAUAAUCAUAAUUUGCACAUUCCACAAAAUUGGGAGAUUAAAGGGUUGUUUCAUGAGGUUUAUGUUAGUUGGUUGAGGUUUAGAGUUGAUUAUAUUGCAUCAACAAUUCAAUAUCUUUCAAAUUUCUGCAUAGUUUUGUUCUUGAUUCAGUCUGUGGAUAGAAUGGUUUUGUGUCUUGGUUGCUUUUGGAUCAAGUACAAAAAGAUUAAACCUUUGAUUGCUGAUGGAAAUGUUGAAGAUGAUUUGGAAGGUUCCAACCAUGGCUUUCCUCUGGUACUUGUUCAGAUUCCUAUGUGCAAUGAGAAAGAGGUAUAUGAACAAUCUAUAUCUGCAGUCUGUCAACUUGAUUGGCCAAAAGAUCGGUUGCUCGUUCAAGUUCUUGACGACUCUGAUGAUGAGAGCAUACAGUGGUUGAUCAAAGCAGAAGUCACGAAGUGGAGUCAGAAAGGUGUCAAUAUCAUCUACCGUCAUAGGAAGUAUAGAACUGGUUAUAAAGCAGGAAACCUCAAGUCUGCGAUGAACUGUGAUUAUGUGAAGGAUUAUGAGUUUGUUGCAAUUUUCGAUGCCGAUUUCCAACCGUGUCCUGAUUUCCUCAAGCAAACUGUUCCUCAUUUUAAGGGAAAUCCUGAGUUGGCAUUGGUUCAAGCUAGGUGGACUUUUGUGAACAAGGAAGAGAACUUACUCACAAGACUUCAAAAUAUUAAUUUGUGCUUCCACUUUGAAGUUGAACAACAAGUUAAUGGAAUCUUCCUUAACUUUUUUGGUUUUAAUGGAACUGCUGGUGUUUGGAGAAUAAAGGCACUUGAAGAAUCUGGUGGCUGGCUUGAGCGAACAACUGUCGAAGACAUGGAUAUAGCCGUCCGAGCCCAUCUCAAUGGUUGGAAGUUUAUCUAUCUCAAUGAUGUAAAGGUGCUUUGUGAGCUUCCUGAAUCAUAUGAAGCUUAUAAGAAACAACAACAUCGAUGGCAUUCCGGUCCGAUGCAACUCUUUCGUUUGUGCCUUCCAGCGAUCAUAACCUCUAAGAUUGCAUUCUGGAAGAAAACAAAUCUUAUUUUUCUAUUCUUUCUACUUAGAAAGCUCAUCCUCCCAUUCUAUUCUUUCACAUUAUUCUGCAUCAUUCUUCCAUUAACAAUGUUUGUUCCCGAAGCCGAGCUUCCUAUUUGGGUUAUAUGUUACAUUCCUGUAUUCAUGUCAUUCUUGAACAUUCUUCCCGCCCCGAAAUCCUUUCCCUUCCUCGUACCUUACCUAUUGUUUGAGAACACGAUGUCCGUGACCAAAUUCAACGCCAUGGUAUCCGGUUUGUUCCAGUUAGGAAGUUCAUACGAAUGGAUCGUUACCAAAAAAUCUGGCCGCGCAUCAGAGCCUGACCUAUUAGCUGCCGAAGAACGCGAUUCAAAGGCAAUGAGUCUCCAACUUCAUAGAGGGACUUCUGAUAGCGGUCUUUCUGAGCUUAACAAGAUAAAGGAAUUUCAAGAAAUUGUUCCACCGAAGAAAAUGAACAAGAUAUAUAAGAAAGAGCUUGCACUUGCAUUUUUGCUGCUAACGGCUGCAAUUAGGAGCCUGUUAUCGGCGCAAGGGAUGCAUUUCUACUACUUAUUAUUCCAAGGUGUGUCGUUCCUCCUUGUAGGUUUGGAUUUAAUUGGAGAACAAAUGAGCUAGCAGGUCGGAAUGAAAAGGACGUGUAAAUUAGAAAAUUGAUGGUUAUACAGAUAAAUAAUUGAAGAGGACGACCGAUAUAGAUUGCUGCUAGACAGUCUGUUUUGGCAGUUAUAUUCAAUGUUCCUGAAAAUGGCUCGGGUAAAAUGCUAAAAGCCGCCGCGUGUCAAAUCAUAGAUAAGUUUGUGAAGUGUCUUUAUAGAAACUUUUCUGUUUUCUUGUCCUUUGAUUGUUGUCCACAGUACAAUAAUUUUAUUUUUUUUCCCUUGUAAGAUAAACUGAUUCAUUUUAUCAUUUAUCUAUGCCACACUACUGUAUCACAUUUGGUUCAUUUGUAUCUUUCGAAUGACAUGUAAAGAUUCAUUGCAACUUAGAUUCUCUGCAGUUAAGAUA